This is a messenger RNA of Paramisgurnus dabryanus, 8511 nucleotides long. The record is from RefSeq and is a predicted model, not a curated record. NCBI's taxonomy places the organism in Eukaryota, Metazoa, Chordata, Actinopteri, Cypriniformes, Cobitidae.
GUGUGCGUGCGUGCGUGCGUGCGUGCGUGCGUGUGUGUGUGACAGUGUUAAUGAUCAUUGGUGCAUUUUGGUCAUUGAUAAGAAUACCACAGCAUGAAUUUUUCAGUUUUAAAUAUUAAUGAUUCAUCAGCGAGAUGGCGAGAUUUUAUUCUUCAUGACUGAAGCGAUUUUGAGACCGCUGUUCUGCGAUAAAUGAGAGGUAAAAUAUUCAUUUAUAUCAGGUUUAAGUCAUCAGUUCUCAUGGCCAGCAGGUUGCGACUGUGGUGUCUUAACCCCAUUGACCCCCGGGGCACACACUGCUCUGUGUGUGUGUGUGUGUGUGUGUGUGUGUGUGUGUGUGUGUGUGUGUGUGUGUGUGUGUGUGUGUGUGUGUGUGUGUUUCCGUACAUGUCCGUGUGUGUGUGUGUAUGUCUGUGUGUGUUCACAUCAGACUGGCAUGGGUUAAAUGCAAAGGUCACAUUGUGAGUAUGCAUUGCAUACUUGACAAGCAUGUCACACUUUCACUUAAAAUGUUUUCUUGAUAUGAAUAUAUUGUUUUGAGACAACAUUAAUGUGUUUUUGUGCAUGUUUGUGUCUGUGACAUAAUCUGAUCUGCUGGGCUGCGGUCUCUAAACAUUUCUAUUAAAUGUUAGUUGUAUAGUUGUAGUAUAUGUUGAUCUCUGUAGAUGUGACUCUGAUUCCUCUUCACUGUGACUAUAUGAGAUUUCUCAAGUCUUUUCUUUUAUAAAGGUCUGAUCAUGUUUAAUAUGAAUGCAGCAGCUGAUGUGAUGGUGUCAGACGGGUUAGUUGUCCGUGACAGAGGACAUCUGGGCGUUUGGACAUUCCUGUGAUAAACUCAAGUGUUUCUAAAUGUGGAUGAAGCUUCAGUGAUAAGAAGCUGUGAUGAGGAGAAAGUCUUUGGAAAGUCAAAGCUGUGAGUUCUGUUCUCAGUUCAGUGCUCGUCCUCUCUCUCAAUCUGUUCGUGUUGUUGAGUUUUAGCGAUGUCUGAUGUUGAAGAAGUUGCCCAAACAGAUGGAGGCGUUGAUCUGAAUGUGGGACUCGGCACAGAGGAACCCAUCGCAGGUGAUCCAGAUCUGUGUGAGAAGAUCUCUUCGAUCCAUCAGAUCGACAGCAGUGAGGAAUCAAAAAUCAUUUCAUGUGUAGAGAUGACAGAAUCUGUUCAGAUGCUUUGUGAGGAGACGAUUGAAGAGAACGUGAAGAAAAACUCAAUCAGUUGUGAUGCUCAGUUUGUGUCUGAUGUCCUCGAUGAGAGCACAGAUGAGAAGAUCUCAAUGUCUUCAGUCCUCACUGAGAAGGCAGUCGACAGAAAGAAGCCGGUGAAUGGUUUGCACUCGAGCGUUCCUGAAACAUUAGAAAUUCAACACGCUAGAGAUAUCUCACAACUUUACAGUGAGAGACAAUACAGAGAGGAGGGCAAGAGAGAUCUGUGUUUCAAUCUGUAUUCACUGAUGCCUGACACUGCAGAAACUCAGUUUGCUCGAGAGAUCUCUGAUGUACAGAGUCAGCUGAAAUAUAAAGCAGACGGAAAGAAGAAUCUGGGUUGUAGUCUCUACUCACAACUGCCCGACACCAUCCAAACACAACACGCCAAACUGAUGACGGAUCUACAGAGCGAUAAUAAGUACAAAGAGGCCUGCAGAAAAGACGUUUCUAAAAGUCUCUACUCACAACUACCUGAAACGCUUGAGACACAACACGCCAGAGAGGCCAACCUGCUUCAGAGUGAGAUUAAAUAUAAAGAUGGACAGAUGGGUGGAUCGAGUUCACUGUACUGCACACUGCCUGACACUCCAGAGAUUCAGUUUGCCAGAGAGAUGACAGAAAUCAUCAGUGAGAAUAAAUACAGAGAACAGGGCAAGAGGAGCAUCAGCAGCAGUAUUUACUCUCAACUGUCUGAUACACCAGAAACAGAGUUCAGCAGAAGCGUCAGUGAUCUUCAGAGCGAGGUGAAAUAUAAAUCAGGUGUUAAAGAUCAGAUGAGUAAAUCUCUGUACCAUCAGCUGCCUGAAACUCUUGAGACUCAACACGCUAAACAAGCUUCACAUCUUCAGAGUCAGGUGAAGUAUAAAGAGGACAGUAAAGAGAUGAUGAACACUCAUUUAUACUCAACAACAGAAUCUCCACACAAUCUGUUUGUCAAGCAUCAGAUGGAGCUGCAGAGUCAGAUGAAAUAUAAAGAGGAUUUAAAGGAGAACUGCAGUAAUCUUUACUCUCUCAUGCCUGAAACACUGGACACACAGUUUGCCAAACACACCAGUGAAAUACAGAGUGAUGUGAAAUAUAAAUCAGGUGUUAAAGAUCAGAUGAGUAAAUCUCUGUACCAUCAGCUGCCUGAAACUCUCGAGACUCAACACGCUAAACAAGCUUCACAUCUUCAGAGUCAGGUGUUAUAUAAAGGGACGGGGAAAGGCGAUUUCUCAGGGUCCACCUUCACUUCGGUUCCAGACUCAGUAGAGAUGAAGUUUGUUCAGGACGUCUCUCGUGUCAUCAGCGAGAUUGAUUAUCGUGAGGAGGGCAGGAAAAUCCUCUCGUCCAGUGUUUAUUCACAGAUGCCACAGACGCUAGAGACUCAGUUUGUGAAAUCAGUGUCAGAACUCCAGAGUGAGGUGAAAUAUAAGAAGUCUGGGAACGUCAACAACGCACUGUAUUCUAGCCUGUCAGAGACGCUGGACACACAACAUGCUAAACACGCCAGUGACAUCAUCAGUGAGGUGAAAUAUAAGCAGAGUUUGCCCAGUCCUCUGUUCGCUCAUCUGUCUGAUACACUUCAGAUGCAAACGCUCAGAGAGAUUAAUGACACACAGAGAGAGGUCAGACACAAACAGAAAGAUGAUCAGAAAAGUCUUUAUUCAGUCUUACCUGAGACUUCACAAACUCAGUUGGCCAAACACAUGAGUGACAUCCAGAGCGAGAUUCAGUACAAACUUGAUGGUAAAAAGGAGGCAGAGAGUAAUUUAUACAGCCUGAUGCCUGAAACACUUCAAACUCAACACGCUAAAGACGCAUAUGAGCUUCAGAGCGACAUUAAAUAUAAAGAAAAUCAUGGAACAGACGCUCAGUCUCUUUACUCCCAUCUGCCCGAGACACAAGACACUCGACAUGCCAAACACGCCGCAGAGAUACAGAGUGAGCUGAAAUACAGAGAGACGGUGAAGAAAGAUCUGAGGUCAUCCUUAUAUUCUCAGAUGUCAAUCACACCAGAGAUACAGCUGGCCAAAGAUCUCAGCACGCUUCAGAGUCAGGUGAAAUAUAAGAGCGAUGGACAGAAGAACGUCAGUGUUUAUUCUCAACUAUCAGAAACUCCAGAAACUCAGUUUGUAAAGACAUUAAGUGAACUCCAGAGUGAGGUGAAAUAUAAAUCAGGUGUUAAAGAUCAGAUGAGUAAAUCUCUGUACCACCAGCUGCCUGAAACUCUCGAGACUCAACAUGCUAAACAAGCUUCACAUCUUCAGAGUCAGAUGAAAUAUAAAGAAAGACAUCAGAAAGAAGAUUCGUCUUCAGUUUAUUCACAACUGUCUGAAACCCCUGAGACUCAGAUGGCCAGAGAAAAGAGCGAUCUUUACAGCGACGUGAAAUAUAAAGAGGACGGGAGGAGAAACAUCUCUUCGUGUCUUUACUCUCUGAUGCCUGAAACACUGGAAACAAAGUUUGCUAAAGAUCAGUGUGCACUACUGAGUGAGAAUAACUACAAGCGAGAGACUCGAGAUGAAUUAUCAGACUGUCUGUAUUCACAACUGCCUGAAACACUUCACACACAGUUUGUAAAAGAAGUGACGCCGCUCAUCAGUGAGAGUAAAUAUAAAGCGUCGGGUAAGAAGGAGAUGAGCACAGCUUUAUAUCACACACUGCCUGAGACUAAAGACAUUCAACACGCCAGAGACGCUUCAGAGAUACAGAGUCAGAUUAAAUAUAAAGAUGGGAAGAAACUUCAGUCAUCCAGCGUUUACUCACAGAUGACACAAACACCUCAGACUGAAUUUGCUGCAAAAAUCAGCGAGCAGCAGAGUGAUAAUAAAUACAGAGAGGCGGGCAGAAAAACCCUCAACACUUGUGUUUAUUCUCAACUCCCUGAGACGACAGAGACGCAGUUUAUCAAGACAGUGACAGAACUACAGAGUCAUAUUCAAUAUAAAGACGCAGCUAAGAAGCAGAAGUCCAGUGCUUUAUAUUCACUGAUGCCAGAGACUUUGGACACACAACACGCCAGAGACGCCAUGCAACUUCUGAGUCAGAGUAAAUACACAGAGGACGCAAAGAAAGAGAUUUCACAGAGUCUUUACACACGACUGCCAGAGACCACAGAAACACAACAUGCCAAAAACAUCACUGAACAACUGAGUCAGAAUAAAUACAAGCAGAAAGGCAAAGAGGAGAUUUGCAAAAGCAUUUAUUCACAGCUGCCCAUCACACAAGAGAUGCAGUUUGCCAAACAGAUGACAGAUCUCCAGAGUGAUAAUAACUACAAGCGAGAGACUCGAGAUGAAUUAUCAGACUGUCUGUAUUCACAACUGCCUGAAACGCUUCACACACAGUUUGUUAAAGAAGUGACGCCGCUCAUCAGUGAGAAAAAAUAUAAAGAAGAAGGAAAAAAGAAGAUGGAGAACUGCUUGUAUGCACAUCUGCCCCAAACUAUUGAAACACAACACGCCAAAGAACUGACACAACUGUACAGUCAGAAGAAUUAUAGAGACGCAGGUAAACAGGAAACACAAUCAUGUCUGUAUGCUCAGAUGCCUCAAACCAUUGAGACGGUGUUUGCUAAACAAGUCUCCAAACAUCUGAGUGAUAAAGUAUAUAAAGAGAAGUUUGAGUCUGAGAAAGGAAAAUCUGACUACACACAUAUGAUGAAUCUUCCUGAUGUCACACACGCCACACAGGUCAACAAACACCAGAGUGAUGUGAUGUAUCGCAGAGGGAAAGAGGAACUUCAUAAAUACAGUGAAGUGAUGGACAGACCAGACAUCCUUAAUGCCACACGAGCCACUAAACUUGCCAGUGACGUGGCCUAUAAGAACCAAAGUAAAUCUGAGACAUUUGACCAGCGUGCGCUGCUGGAGAGACCUGAUAUACAACACGCUAAACAAGCCAAUAUACUGGCCAGUCAGGUGAACUAUAAGCAGAAGUUUAAAGAGCAGAAGUCUCAGUAUAACCCUACAGACUGUGUGAGCUUCAAACAUACACAGACGGCAUCUCUGCUGGCCAGUCACGUGAAAUACAAACAGAAGAACUUGGAGGCGGUCACAGAUUUACCCAACUUGCUUCAUCUGGGUCACACAAUGCACGCCAGCAAACUACAGAGCAAUGUGGAGUACAAGAAGAAGUAUGAGGAGUCUAAAGGCCGAUACCACUUCACCCCGGACACAGCGGAGCAACGUCAUCAUAAGGAAAACGCUGUGCUGCACAGUCAGGUGAAAUAUAAAGAGGAACAUGAGAAGAACAAGGGCAAAUCACAGAUGGAGUUUGUGGACACAGAGUCUUAUAAAGUGUCGCGAGAAGCUCAAAAGAUGCAGAGCGAGAACGAGUAUCGUAAGGAGUAUGAGAGCAGUGUUAAAGGAAAGGUACUGCUGGAGGUCGAUCAGACACCUGCGUAUCUCACCGCCCGUAACGCCAGCGCUCUUAUGAACCAGAAAGAGUACCAUAAAGAUCUGGAACUGGAGGUGAAAGGUAAAGGUCUCACAUGUCCAGAAGAAACUCCAGAGCUACAGCGGGUGAGAAACGCUGGACACAUUCUCAGUGAGAAGGAAUAUCGUAAAGAUCUUGAACAAGAGAUCAAAGGGAGAGGAUCAGACCUCACGUCAGACAGUCUGGACAUCCAGAGAGCCAAGAAAGCCUCUGAGAUCAACAGUGAUAUCUUAUACAGACAGUCGUCUCAGCUGAGAGAAACUUCAUACGGUACAGUGACAGAUACACCUGCACUGCUGCACGCUGCUUACCUGAAGGACAUCUACAGUCAGAAGAAAUAUCGUGAUGAUGCUGAGAGGCUGAAGGGUUCAUACGCUGCCGUAUCAGACACUCCUGAGAUCCAAAGAGUGAAAAAUAACCAGCGUAACCUCAGCCUAAUGUUGUACACGUGGGACUCUAAGCUGUUAAGAAGUCUGACAUCAGCGAUCACAGAUACUCCAGAGAGCAAACUGGCCCGAGAAAACACAAAAAAUAUCAGUGAUGUUAAAUACAGAGAUUGCAUUGGGUCAGGCACAGCAGUGACACAAACACCUGAGAUGAAACGAGUCCGGAGAAACCAAGAGAACAUCAGUUCUGUGAAAUACAAGAAACCAGUUGAUCCAGUCAGUUUGGGGGUGACACCAGAACUAGACCGGAUUAAACAGAACCAACAGAACAUCAGCUCGGUGCAGUAUCAGCGAGGUUUACAGGAGGUCAAAGGUCACUCCUGCUCUGAGUUGGAUACACCUGAAAUGAGGCGUGUGCGGAAAUCACAGGACUCUAUUUCCAUGGCCAAGUAUCAUGAAGAGUUUGAACGGACACGAGGUCGAGGUGCCACCCACACCCUCGAUGAGCAGCACAUGGCACGUCUCCAUGGAGACCAUCAGAUGGGUGGCAGUGAGGGUUACCAUGGCAUCCAGCCACAGAUGGUGGAGAUUGACCGCAGAUCUGGAGCUACAGAGCUGAAGGUUUGGAGAACCGAUCCAGGAUCCAUCUUUGAUUUUGAUCCGGUGGAAGAUGAGAUUCAAUCUAAAAGUCUUCGCAGAAUGACGGAGCGUGUUUGUCGUCUGUCGGGGCGUCAGUCUGCGCAGUCAGUGCCGUCUCGAGCGCAGUCGGUGUGCAGUUCUUUGGGCUCAGAGUUUUGGGCGGAUCGGAGCGGUUCGGUGUGCAGUAGCGCUUCUGUUUUCCAGGACAGAUGUGGUUCAGGUGUUUACCAGCAUCAGUCUCAUCAGCAGCAGCAGUCCGUCCGCACCGUUCAGUCUCCUCCACAUUCAACGGCCAGCGUGCGUGUGUAUCGAGCUCUGUAUGAUUACGCUGCACAAGACCACGAUGAGGUUUCCUUUCAUGACGGUGACGUGAUCAUAAACGCUCAGCCCAUCGAUGAGGGAUGGAUGUUCGGCACCGUGCAGAGGACAAGAAAAUCCGGCAUGCUUCCCGCCAACUACGUUGAAUGUUUCAACUGAGAAACAGCUUUUGUUCCCGUUCACAUUUAAAGAUGCUUCUGUCUGUCUGCAUCUUUUUAACACAUUUCACACAUUCAUUCAUUCAUUCAUUCCUUUCUUUUAUUUACUUCUAGCUUCUGUUAACUGUUUCUUACUAAGUUUCUGUCACUUGUGACCUUCACCAUACUGACACCAGACUUGGUUGGUGAUCAUUUUUCUGGUCUCAGGAUCUGAAGUUAUUAAUGUUGCCAAGCAAAUCACACUAGUUACCCGUUCAGUUUAUGAAUGUUUUUAGUAGCUAUUAUCAUUACACUGUAAAGCAGUUUGCAUGACAUCAACAAAUUUUGCCCCACUGAAUAUUAGUGCAAUAAACUACUAACAGGUUAAUUUAGUAUUUGAAUGAAGAGAGCCUUAUCCAGGCUGUAUACUAACCUGUAGAUGUGUUGUUGUCUGUAUAGGAGUUAAUUAAACCGCAGAUGUUUCAUGAGCUGAAGUUUUCUGUAAGACACUGGAAGAUCAAAUGAUGUGUGAAACCCAUAUGACACAGAAACAAUAAUGAAACAUCUACUGUACUGUAUGUGGCCAUGAUGCUCUUUAAGUUUAUUUAAUAAUGUGUGUUGUGCUUUAUUUUGUGAUAAAUAACAGUUGUGCUUUUUCUUGUCAUGCGUCUGCAAUACGUAUUUUUAUUUUAAAUGACUUCACAGUUGGAUUUAUUUAGUGAGAUGUUUGCUGUGAAGGACGUGUUGACCUACAGCAAACACAGAUGUUUCGUCAGGAUUAGCAGUGUGUCAUGAUUUCAUCAUCAUUUAAGUCUAUCACUGUACCUGAACUAAAUCACUUCAUACACCAAGAAAUCUCUUAAAAGACUUCGGUGUAUUUCUGAUCAAUAAUUUAGAUCAAUUCACACAAGAGACACAUUUAGUUUCGGUCAUCUCAUAUAAAAGCAUUGUUCUGCUCAUUCAUUCCUGUUUUACCAUUUGAACAAACUACACGUGACGUCAGAACCACAGUAUGACAUCAUGCUCUUGUUUCGCUCUAAUAGCACAGAUUUAUAUAAAACACAAAGUCAUUUUGAUCUUUGAGAAUGAACCUUUAUACUCAUGAACUUUGUCUCGUGCAGUGACUUCUCUUUUAUCAGUCUGACAGUAGAUGAUGAUGAUGAUGAUGAUGAUGAUCAGUCAGUCUGUGUAAUAAAUUUGAUUGAUGAAUUGGUUUGAAUCCGAAUGCACAAAGUUUAUACAAGACGAUGUUUUUAGAGUUCACAUGUGUUUUUUUUUUUAGAGUUCACAUUUAUUUGUUUGAUUAUAAAAUCAUUGUUUAACUUAUUUGCACAUCACUAUUUCUUCUGUUAUCAUUAUUUUAAUUUGUAGUGUUUCACAACUAUAGAAAUAAAAAAUGUUCAGCAUUU